Acanthaster planci (crown-of-thorns starfish) is the source of this 6535-nucleotide messenger RNA. RefSeq names its product adenylate cyclase type 3-like. Gene Ontology annotation, cellular component: plasma membrane. NCBI's taxonomy places the organism in Eukaryota, Metazoa, Echinodermata, Asteroidea, Valvatida, Acanthasteridae. Gene Ontology annotation, biological process: cAMP biosynthetic process; adenylate cyclase-activating G protein-coupled receptor signaling pathway; intracellular signal transduction. The record is from RefSeq and is a predicted model, not a curated record. Gene Ontology annotation, molecular function: adenylate cyclase activity.
UGCUAACGAAGAUAUCACGAUGCUUCACACUUGACUGCCUCAUUAUCAGAAGCGAGACGAGUCAGCCACGAUAGCCCACGGCGGAGGUCUCGGCCCAUGCCGCGCUGUUGCCUUGGACACGCGUUGGUGACAAUGGCGACUGUGCGAUGCCCCGGAUCGUGGAGAGCCAAAAAAUAAAAUAAGAUAUAACCAACACACACAAGCGGGUGGCGACAGCAAUAUGCCGAACAAGCGUGUGGCGUCAGCACUAGCCAGGAUAUCACCGCAGCACGCACGCGUCGCCGAUGCCAAUUUACAAACAUUUCUGGCACUGUGUGGGUUGACUGCGUUUGGAUCAAGGCAUAGAUAUGUUGUGCUGAUAGCCUGUUUUCUCGACUGACUGUACUCAUUUCAAGGUGUAUAUUACCGUGGUAUGGAGUUUAAUAAAUAUCCAACCCUCUGGGACUACUGCUUCUAGAUGGUUGACCGAUAAACGAACUAUCCUGUUCCUGAAACCCAGGUUUGUCGCUUUGAGAUGACAAAUCAACUCGCGUGCGGCUUUCCCUCGAUAAAGCCAGGUACUUUACCAAGCAUUACUGCCUGAUCAAUUACCUCAAGAGGGCAAAAUGAGGGGCACCAAGUCCCACCUGGGCGGGGGGGAGACCCCAAUCAUCACGGCGGACAUGGAGACCGGCCAGGAGCUGGAAAUGAGUACCACAGACGCGGACAUAGCCAAGAUGAAGCGUAGGGAGCGGAGAAAGAGCCGGCAGUCCGUGGGCGACUUCUGGUACCAGUGCCUGCCAGGAUGGCUCCGCUACCAAUUCAAAUCGCCCUCAAUGGAGGCGACCUACCAGACCUACUUCACAAGGCAGAGGAGGGACGCUCUGCCGGUUCUCGCCGGCUUUGCCCUGCUCUUUGACCUCGUGGUUCUCGCCCUGUACAUCUACAAGAAACUGACUGUGGCUAUAGCCAUUAUGGCCAUCACCACCGUUACCAAUCUGAUAGUGUUCGCUUUGUGCCAAUACAAACUUGUAACGGAUUGGACCCUCUUGCACAUCAUGCCGUACGCGGUCUGGCUCCUCCUGACGGGACAGACAGCAGUCGACUUGUUCUUUUUCUAUAAGCCAUUGUCGCCCAGUGAUGGUGUUGGGUGGCAGGUGUUCUUCAUAUUCGCCUCCUUCGUCAUGUUGCCGGUCCGGCUUAGGUACAUUCUGGUGCUAAGUCUUCUCAAUAUUGUUGUGCACAGUGUUAUGGUGGGAGUGUUAUCCAGGGUUUAUGUCUCCAAUCUAGGAGUGCAGCUGGCGUCCAACCUGAUGUUGUACGCAUGCUCCAUGAUCGUCGGCUGCAUCGUGUUUUUAAUGGCCGACAGGAAACAGAGGCGAGCGUUCGUGGAAACCAAAGCGGCCUUAGAGAUCAAACUUACGCUACAGGAGCAAAGCACGCAACAGGAAGAGCUCCUGCUCUCUGUAUUGCCCAAGCAUGUUGCUGACGAUAUGAUGAAGGACAUGGGUACGGUCAACAAGGGACAGUUCAAUAGAAUCUACAUUAAGAGACACGAAAACGUCAGCAUCCUCUUUGCUGAUAUCGUGGGAUUCACGGCCAUGUCCUCCAAGAUGUCUGCAAAGGAACUUGUCAAAACGCUCAAUGCCUUAUUUGCAAAUUUUGACAAGCUGGCUGAGAAACACCACCAGCUGAGGAUCAAGAUCUUAGGCGACUGUUAUUACUGUAUUUGUGGUGUUCCAGAGCAGCGACAGGAUCAUGCUGCUUGCUGUGUACAGAUGGGGCUUGACAUGGUGGUAGCAAUCGCCGCCGUGAGGGAAAAAACGCAGUCUGGAGUGGACAUGCGUGUUGGAAUCCACACUGGCGCCGUGCUGGCCGGGGUCAUGGGUCAACAGAGGUGGCAGUUUGACGUAUGGAGCACCGCGGUGGUGCUGGCCAAUCACAUGGAGUCUGGCGGCAUACCUGGUCGUGUGCAUAUCUCGCAGGACACCUUUGGGUGCCUGAACGGUGAGUUCGAGGUUGAACCAGGCGAGGGGGAGACACGCGACGAUUAUAUCAAGGACCAAGGUAUCAAGACCUAUCUCAUUAAGGUCAACAAGGACAACGUAAAGAAAGCCGCUGCUUUUACCUCCAUCAUUCUCUCAGACGAUGGAUCAACGACGAAGAGGUCAGAGGAAGAGGAAAGUGACGUAAAGGCUAAUGAUGCAAACGGCAAGACUGUUACCUUUGACGAGGAGGUACCAGAACCAAAGCCCGAUGAAGGGAUUACCAAUCGUAAACUGUACGAGGCACUAGUGGAGAGAGAAGCAGACGCAGCAAAGACGAGCGGCAUGCGGAGGUUUUCCCUCUGGUUUCGGGAUAAGACUUUGGAGGACACAUUCCACCGGGAAAAAGAGCGACAGAGCCCUGUGGGUUUUUGCUGUGCCAUCAUCAUCAUGGUCUUUGGCUUCUGUGUGCAGAUGAUGGUCUUGCCGAGAACCACAGCGAGUUACGUCACAUUUGCCGUAGGCUUAUUUUUGUUAGUCCUGAUCUUCUACAUAUCGAUGGCAACUAGCUUCAAGAACAGGUACCCAGACACACUAGUCUGUGUGUCAAGCUGGAUGGAGAGUACGUAUGUGGCAAGGACACUGAUCGUCACGUGUGUCGCAGUCAUCGUUGCUGCAUCUGAUGUUGUUGACAUGGUUGUAUGCGAGCUGGGGGACUCCAAAAUUGAAACUCUGGACACACAGAGCCCAAUGUGCAUAUACGGGCGAUAUUACACAUACACGGGUAUACUGGUUCUGGUCACCAUCACUGUGAUGAUACAUGUUACGCAGUUCAUCAAGAUGAUUCUGAUCCUGCUUAUUGGCUUGGUGUAUACCCUCCUCAAUCUCGUCUUCUACAAGGAAAUAUUUAUCAGAUACGACAAUUACCAAUUAGAGCAAGUGAGCACGCUAAGCCUAACUGAUAAUCCCAAUGAGUUUCCCAGUCGUUACGUUAUCACAUACCAGCUUCUCGCAGCCGGCUUUGCACUUAUCUUCUACAACAGAUUUCUAGAAGUCACCAAUAGGUUACUCUUUUACUGGAAGUACGAGACGCGGAAACAAAAAGAAGAAGUUGGCAAAUUACGGAUACGAAACGAGGUGCUGGUUCUGAACAUCAUGCCCAUCCACGUGGCCAAGCACUUCUUACGGAACAAACGGAAAGACGAGGAUCUCUAUGCCCAGGACUACCCGGAGGUUGGUGUUAUGUUCGCCUCUAUCCCAAACUUCUCCGAAUUCUACAGCGAGGAUACCAUCAACAACCAAGGCACAGAGUGUCUCCGGUUCUUGAAUGAAAUCAUCAGCGACUUUGAUACGCUUCUGAAAGCAGUUCGUUUCCGGAGCAUCUGCAAGAUCAAGACGAUCACCAGCACCUACAUGGCGUCGUCGGGGAUGGUGGCUGAGCCGGAGAAGAUUAUUUACGAGGGAGAGCAGGAGCGCUGGCAACACCUUGCCGAUCUCGUCAACUUUGCCUUCGCUCUCAGGGACACCUUGGACACCAUUAACCAGCAGUCGUUCAACAACUUCAUCAUGAAAGUCGGUAUCAAUCAUGGUCCAGUUCUUGCUGGAGUCAUUGGAGCCAGGAAACCACACUACGAUAUCUGGGGGAAUACAGUUAACGUAGCCAGCCGCAUGGAAAGCACAGGGAAAGCAGGAUUUAUCCAGGUUAUUGAAGAAACAAUGAAGGUACUGAAGAGGUUCGGUUUCAAGUUUCAGCAGAGGGGUUACGUCAAGGUUAAGGGCAAAGGUGAACUCUUGACCUUUUACCUAAUUGGUAAGGAGGAGAAGGAUGACCUGCUACCAAAUAUGAUCGUAUAAUGCAACACAAACUCGAAAGACUAUACUGUUUUAGAAACGUUGCAUAGCCCAAUUGAAGGAGCAAAAGCGGGAAAGAGAACCCUUGGAGAGUUGACUGAGAUGCUCGAGUCUGAAGGCUUCGUAGUCUGAAGGUUCGAAGAAACGCUUCCAAGCAGUGCACCCAAGUGAUGUCAUUAACGAAGGUACAAAAUGUUCAAGCGUUCGCAAGAGAAACACACUGACCGAUUUGAAGCCCUAUGCAUUUUUCUCAAUUAUCUUACUUAUCUUACACAUCUGCUUACUUGAGGAAAUUGUGCCUUCGUCCUAAAGAGUUAAUAGGGUUCGUUUAUUCAAAGUUUUGUUUCUCGUUUAGAUUCAAUUAAAUUUGUUGUAUAAAUACAAACAUUACAGUUAUUGUGUAUACUUUUAACAAGGCGAAUUGUAAAUGAUGUAUAGUAUUCCACUACAACGCUUUAAAGGGACAAUUCAUUUUGAACUGUCGGUUUUCAUAUUUUUGAGAACUUGCCGUUGAACAAAAACGAACACAAAACAAGAAAAACACAUGAGCAAACAAAUGAAUAACGCUUAUUGAAGGUCGACGGUUUGUAGAUACAUACACAACCGAUUUGAGACCAUUCAAUUUGAGUUUACCUACCAAACAACUUGAAAGCAGCAUAAUCUCAUCAAACAAUGUAUAUGUUUUGGGUCUUUAUCCUGCACAUUCAAUACACCAAAAAAAACCUUUUUUUCACGUGGUAUUCACUUGAAAUUCUAGGUGAUGUAAAUUAAUGUACACAGUAUAAAUUAUUUGAAUAUAUCGUUGAAACUCAUUGUACAUUUUGUCACAUUUGCAAUAACACCCAAACUGUGCAAUUUAUCAUUUUUUGUUAAAAUUAUAUAACAUUUUACUAUACAAAUGUUAUUUACGUGGCACGGUUAUUUUAUGUAUAUCAGCACAUAUAUCGAUAACUAUCUUCUUUCAAAAUAAGACUUUGGUUUUCCAUAAGAACCUUAAAGUUAACAUUUUUGCAGUUAUACAGCGUCCUAUUUAUUCCUGAUGUCCAAAUGACACUUUUGCAUCAUUGCAUAUUUUGAUCUGUUGAAAAGGCUCAUUUUUACAUUCAACUUAACCGAUGUCAAAAGUUCGUAAAAGUAUUAAUUUCAACUAGAGCAAAUGAUUCAGUUUAUGUAUCUGACGUACACUCUGCAAACCUCAAGGAGUACUUGACUUUGCGAAGGUUGCACACAGCAAUGUUAUGAACGUGCAGAGUACAAUACAUCUUUCUCUUGCUAUGUCGCAAUCAGGGGUUUGCCCCCACCACUGUUUGAUAAACUAUUGCUGGCCAGGUAAAGCAAACUAAUAAUUCGUAAAAUAGCUUAAAAUAUCUUACGCAUCCGUCAUAAACACGAACUGAUAAAUACUUCCAAAUUACUCGAAACCUGUUUCCAGACAAAGGUGAACUGUCUGCAAGCUCUGCUCACCCAUAUCAAGCAUCAUCUCAGCAGAAAUUAUGAAUGUACUAGCUGCCAGCAAAGUCACAUUAUUCACAGGAUGGUUUCACGCUGGAAUUUAAGCCCAUUCUGUGUACUGUGCUUGUGGGAACAGUAUUAAAAUUUGUUUAAGUACACUUGAUGGUGUUUGUUGUUAAGUGCCUUGAACCUGCCUGUAGCCUACAUCAGGCUGAUCCUUCUAGCGUGGUUUAGUCUCUUGCAUAAAGUAAAAUUCUGGAGUGAUGCAAACUCAUCAUAGGUUUGCUACAUUCUUAAACAGAAUGUGCUAAAUGAAAUUCUGAUGUUGCAGUACUCUCACCUAUACAUUUGUGUGAAGAAUAGCUCAUGUCGUAACGAACUCAUUCAGUAAAGUGUUUAUUAAAUAUUCUAAAGACGCUGUAUAUUUGUUGUUGGAAUUAGUAUGUUGUUUCAGUCCUGUUUGUAUUUCUUAAUUUGGGGGCUCAUGACCAUGUGCCUAUUGCACAUCAACUGAUAUAUUUUUGAACCUAUUCCUAACGCAAACUUACCUGGCUAUCAUUCUAUACAUUUCUGGUGUAAGUUUUACAAUCGCUAUUUUGUAGUAGAUGAUAUUAUUUGAGCAACAUUUAAUUUUUACAUGAUGCAUUAGUUAUAAAAACGUUCAAUUGACGUUUGUUUUUGUAUUUUCCUAAAUGUUAGUGUUCACUUCAGAAGCGAUUAUCAGCAACAUGUCCCCCCAGGUUUACGUGCCCACGAUGAAUAAAGUAUGGCUGAAAAAGUCACUUAAUAAUGAUAUACUGUCUGCAAAAUUUAAUCAAAAUGAUCUCUAAAGCCGUUACAGCAUUUAUAGAAGAAUGAAAUUUAAAAGAAAACAACUCGUUUUGCUUCUCAACAAUCCACUGCCAACUUUACCCUUUAAGAAAACACAGAAAACAGAAACAUUAUGAUGAUACGGUUACGUGUCACUCGGGAGACAAAGUUCAUCGUACUGACAAGGUAGCGUGUUGGAAUGAUGUAUGUUUUGUAUGCGUUUGUUGUUUGUUAUAGAGGUAGCAAGUGACCACCGUUUCAAUCAUGUGAGCAAGCAUAUUUAGUAGUGCCUUAACACGGUCGUUUAGAAUUUCAAGUUCAAACGAAACAAAAACCAUAUUUGUAAGGACGUUGGUUGUCAAUUUAUGCGGUAAAUUUACUGCUGAUAUUUAUAACUUUUAUGUCUUACUCCAGUGAGCACACAUCACAAUGAUUUCAAAUAAAGGUGUUUAUCUUCA